Messenger RNA from Entrophospora sp. SA101, 237 nucleotides. The record is from the annotation of a GenBank genome assembly. NCBI's taxonomy places the organism in Eukaryota, Fungi, Glomeromycota, Glomeromycetes, Entrophosporales, Entrophosporaceae.
AUGAAAGUGUUAGACAAACACCAACAUUUGUUAGCAUUUGAAGUAUUUCUGGAAUCCUUCGAUGCAUCCCUUCCAACUUUAAUAGAAGUUCAAGAAGUACUUCAAGAAGCAAUUCAAGAAGUACUUCAAGAAGCAAUUCAAGAAGUACUUCAAGAAGUAUUUCAAGAAGUAUUUCAAGAAGCAAUUCAAGAAGUAAUUCAAGAAGUAAUUCAAGAAAUGAUAGAGCAAUUUACAUAA